Molecule: messenger RNA, 1705 nt
Organism: Echinops telfairi (small Madagascar hedgehog)
Lineage: Eukaryota; Metazoa; Chordata; Mammalia; Afrosoricida; Tenrecidae
Gene: RNF208
Product: ring finger protein 208
Exons: 2
Coding region: 783-1568 (261 amino acids)
Biological process (GO): protein ubiquitination
Molecular function (GO): ubiquitin protein ligase activity
Source: RefSeq, a predicted model, not a curated record
GUCCCCGCGCCUCCGCCGCAGAGCGCGCCACGCUCCGCACGCACCUGCCGACGCCGCACAGGCCCGAGCGCAGCCCUGCCCAGCCCCGUACCCCCAAGCCCCUCGCGGCCCCUUCCUCCUCCGAGGUCGCUGCGGCCCUGCCAGAGCUGCCGGCGCCGCUGCAGAAGCGCGGCCGCCGCAUCCAGGCCUGCCUUUCAGACAACCUCUGCGGCGGCGGUGGCGGCGGCGCGCGGCCAGGGACGCCAGGCUGGGGCAGCUCAGGCCCGGCGCAGGCCUCUCCGCUCCUGCCGACGCGCCUGCGGCCCAGGUUCUCAGGAGGCCGGGGAGCAGGCUAGCUGCCUUCCCUGGGCGCCCUGCCCUGGGGCCAUGGGGCCCACCUAGCCCCCGCCCGCCCGGAUGGCCGGGGCCGGGGGCUGCUGACCUCGGCCACAGGGGGAGCACCACCCACACCCCCUCGGCAGCCUCCGAAGCCCAGGACCCUGGGUGAGACCCCGGGUGAAGGCUCCAGCCCAGGGCAGCGGCCCCCACUCCCCUGCCCCAGCCUCCCACCCCUUCCACCACCCAUUCCUCCUCCUCCUCCCAGGACUGGACCUGAGGAGCCACUGUGGCCACUCGGGGGGUCCCUGCCCUCCCAGGUCUCACCGGCCACCCCCAGGAGUCCACGGAGUGGCCGGGGUCCUCCCAAGGCCUGGCGGGUCCAGGAUGCUGCCCCCUUGCCACCCCCACGUCCACCCGCAACACCCCCGCCCGCCCGAACAUCCAGUCUGACCACAGACAGCCGGAUGCCGGCUGAGACUGGGCCCGAGGUGGGCAGCGGCUGGCCUGGCCUCCUCAUGUCCUGCCUGAAGGGCCCCCAUGUCAUCCUCAAGAUGGAAGCCAUGAAGAUCGUGCACCCUGAGAAGUUUCCAGAGCUGCCGGCAGCACCCCCCUGCUUCACCCCUGCACCCCGGCCCACCCCUGCCCUGGCACCCAAGCGCGCCUGGCCCUCAGACACGGAGAUCAUUGUCAACCAGGCCUGUGGGGGGGACAUGCCUGCCUUGGAAGGGGCAUCCCACACCCCACCCCUGCCCCGCCGGCCCCGAAAGGGCAGUGCUGAGCUGAGCUUCCCUCGGGUGGCGCCGGACGAGGUCAUCGUGAACCAGUAUGUGCUGCGGCCCAGCUCGGCAGCCCCAGUGGCCCCUUCGGUGGCAGGGGGCGAGCCCCUGGAGUGCCCCACCUGUGGGCACACUUACAAUGCCACCCAGCGGCGGCCCCGAGUGCUGUCCUGUCUGCACUCCGUGUGUGAGCAGUGCCUGCAAAUCCUCUACGAGUCCUGCCCCAAGUACAAGUUCAUCUCCUGCCCCACCUGCCACCGCGAGACAGUGCUCUUCACUGACUAUGGCCUGGCCGCACUGGCUGUCAACACGUCCAUCCUGAGCCGCUUGCCCCAGGAGGCGCUGACCGCCCCAACCGGCGGCCAGUGGGGUGGCGAGCCCGAGGGCAGCUGUUACCAGACCUUCCGGCAGUAUUGCGGGGCUGCGUGUACCUGUCACGUGCGGAACCCUCUCUCUGCCUGCUCCAUCAUGUAGCUGCUGCCAGCCCUCACACAGCUUCUCCAGGGACCCACCCGCCCGCUGACCCCUUCAUGCCCACCACAGAUUCUGUCCCACCCCAAGUGGUACUGUCGCUGCAGCCAACUCUGCCAUUAAAACUCUUUGCCAAAGUC